AUGAUUUUCUUUUUAAACCUUGAGUUCUCUGUUGUUCGAACCUCAGGAGCAAAGAGCUUAGCAGAAUUUUUCCGAAGUGUUUACUCUGUGAACGUUACAUUUUUCUUUGGAGCAGCAGCAAAUCAGCUGAUAACCGACAUUUGUAAAUAUUCAAUCGGUAGACUCAGGCCUCACUUCUUAUCGCUGUGUAACCCUAAUCUGACCCUGGAUGAGGCAACCUGCGGCACCCCCCUUGAACCUAAAUAUAUUACAGAUUUUGCAUGUUCUGGAUCGGACCUAUUCCCAUCUGAACCUGAGUAUCUGGACCGGGUUCGGGAUUCUAGGCUCAGUUUUCUAUCCGGGCACGCAUCACUUUCCGCAUAUUCAAUGCUCUUCGCAAUCAUCUAUAUUCAGAGGAAGCUUACAAAUAGGAAUUAUAGAUUAGUUAAACCCCUGAUACAAGUCGGAUGCUCCCUGUUCGCUAUUUACACAAGUCUAUCAAGGAUUUCUGAUUACAAACAUCAUCCAGAAGAUGUGAUCGGAGGAGCAGUGCUUGGUUCAUUAGUAGCUGUUCUAGCACACUUCAUCUCAACCAACAGUGUUAAACAAGGUGGUGAAGCAGUUGAACAGGCCACUUCCACCACAACCCUUCUAAACCUUCCAGUCAGAUGUGUCAAUUGCAAGGGAGGAAGUAGGGGAGCUACAGCCGGGAGCUCGAAGACGAAGAAUCCAGGGAUACCCCCUGACAAAUAUUUUCUAUAGAUAAUUAUACUCAACUUGAGGAAAGUACCUAACCUAAACAUACUCCUGCUCCUGGACUCCUACUCGUGGACUCCUAUUCCUACUCCUGAACUCCUACUCCUACUCCUGGACUCCUUCUUCUACUCCUGGACUCCUUCUCCUACUCCUGGACUCCUACUCCUGGACUUCUACUCCUGGACUUCUACUCCAUUCCUUCUCCUGGACUUCUACUCCUACUCAUACUCCUUCUCUUAUUCAUAAUCCUUGACAUAAUUUCAAAGAACCCAUAUUUGUAAGAUGGCAUGUCCGAUUUACAGCGACAUGUCACUUUAUAAAUGGAAGAUCACCUGAAUUAGGUUUACAAUCCAUUUUGUGGAUUUAUUAUUGUUACCCCUGUAGAUUUUUCAAAAUGUAUUGUGCUAGCCGCUGGUGGUCGGUCCACAGUCCACUGGAACAUUGUUUAAACCCCAUCUUAGCCGAGCUUACAGUGGAAUCCAGAACAAUGUGGAAUGAUUAUUGUAUUCUUUAUUUAUUUUACUGUUUAAAUUCGUUUAGCAUUUUGUAAUUGAAUUAUUUUUCUUAAAGAAAAAAGUGAGAAGUCAUUACGCAGUUUUCUGGUUACUACUGUUUGUAUCACCUGUAGAAAAAUAUUUAAAUUAAAACCUUUUUACUUUUGAUAUGUGUGUAUUAUUUGAUUCGUGCUUUCUUAGUUAAUUUUCUAUUUAAUUCAUUAUGUACUAAUAUUUUUUUACUAUGUGUACUAUUCUUAUAAUAUGAAAUUGAAAUAUUUAAUGUAGCUGAAGUUGUACCAUGUUAAAUCAUUUUAAAUUGGGCAUUCUCGUAGCACAAAAGGGUUGUUAUGGAUAAAACGGGCUAUAGUUGUAAUUUCAAGUAACUAUUUUUGUGCCCCUUUAAAGCUUUGUCUAAUCAAGAAUUAAUGAGAUCCAUAUUUAUCUCUUAAAAGGUUGAACAUUUUUAUUUGCGGUUUCUUUACACAAGUGACUUUCGCAUGUCGGUUGCAAAAACAAUGGAGGAAUUGUGUAUUAUAGCUUAGCAUUAGGGAAUCGGGCUUUUUCCUCUUUAAUAGGAUUGUUUCUUUUAAUUGCAAAGAGUUCCUUUAAAGAAAAUUAAAUAUAGAGUUUUCUUGGGGUUACCAGAAAUGAAUAUGGUGCAAAAUAUUAACCUUUGCGGCAGAUGAAAGGCCAAAACCAAAAAUGAGAAGUCGGGCUGUGUUUUCCUUGUUGGAAAUUAAAUUUCUUAAAAAAUAAUUAUUCAUUGAUCAUGUAACCUUUAUUAACCUUUAUUACUGGAAAAAAUCGAUGGAAAAAUUAUUGAAAGGGAUAAAAUAGAUAAAUUUUGAACCCGUUAGUUGAUGUUUUUAAACCAGAAAAUACUAAAACCUGAGAUUAUUCUCACAAUUAUUGAUUAAAAUACUCAAAAAAUGUGGCAUUAUUGUAAUAGUUAUUAUUGCAUGUUAAAUGUUCCCUCAAAAACUUUCAGCAAACUAUUUGUUAAAAGCAGUUUGUUCUUUGCAAAUGGCAUUUGCUUUGUUCAUCAUAUUUGUCUCGUUCAACAAAAUUGAUGAAAAAGCGUGAAAGAAGACUGACUUAUUGCCAAUACAAAUUCAUUUUUAUAUAUAUUUCCCAUAAAAAUUGUGCAUUUGAAUUAUAAAUAUUAAUUUUUUUUCUUAAAUCUAGUUCAAAAUUUGUCUAGACUGGGUUUGAAAAAAAUAUUGGAUGAAAUUAGCCAAAGAUAAAUAUUCUUCACUAUUGUACAUAACCAAGUUCUCCCUGCUAACCCUAUCCUGCUAUUUAUGUAAUAUAUGUUAUAUAAUAUAUAUGCAACUGUGCUACAAUAUCACAGUUAAGUUACACGUUGAUUAUUUCAGAAA
This is a messenger RNA of Eurytemora carolleeae, 2611 nucleotides long. Its product is annotated as phospholipid phosphatase 1. The transcript is spliced from 12 exons. Lineage: Eukaryota; Metazoa; Arthropoda; Copepoda; Calanoida; Temoridae. Gene Ontology annotation, biological process: phospholipid metabolic process; phospholipid dephosphorylation; signal transduction. Bases 1 to 741 code for a protein of 246 amino acids. The record is from RefSeq and is a predicted model, not a curated record. Gene Ontology annotation, molecular function: phosphatidate phosphatase activity.